AUGGGAGACGCAACAGGUGCUGCAAAUGGUGUGACUUCGAGAUCCAAGGUUUUGCCGCCCUUCCCAGACGACAUCAAGACUGCUCCCCUGGUGACGUUGUACCUGGCCAAACUACUAUCCCAUGACGUCGAAGAACAUGCACGCCUAUUCAAGGCCAGUAAGAAUUUGGGCUUCUUCUAUCUCGAUAUGCGUGGUUGUCCCGAGGGCGAGACCCUGCUGAAAGGCAAGGAUGCGCUGUUCGAAACCGCCGAAGAGUUUCACACUCUGCCUCUCGACGAGAAACUGAAAUGUGACUAUGCCUCUCGAGGCACCUAUGCUGGGUACAAGGGCGUCGGCAGGGAAGUCAUCGAUCGCCUGGGCACGAGGGAUCGUAAUGCGAUAUAUAAUAUGCCGAAGGAUGACAUCCUUGGGAUCAAUCCCGACCCAUACCCAGUACCUCCUCUGAUCGAGGCCCAGCACGAUGAGCUAGAGAAGUACGUCAAGGCGAAUAACGCGGUGCUGCAGACCCUCUUCUCCUCCUUGAACAAGUCGUUGCAACUUCCGGAUGGGACGCUGAACAACCUCCACCGGCCCACAGAACCAUCGAUGUGUCAUGUCCGCUUCAUCUGCGCGCCGCCUCACCCUCCUGAAGAUCGCGGCGUGACCUCUCUUGGCGAGCACACCGACUUUGGUUCCCUAACAAUCCUCUUCAAUCGUGUCGGUGGACUGCAAGUCCAACUCCCAGGCGAAGCCAAGGAAUGGGUGUAUGUCCGGCCAGUGGAGGGCUGCGCUAUCGUCAACAUGGGCGACGCGAUGGUCGUGUUCACCAAAGGCCUUCUGCGGAGCAACCUGCACCGGGUGAUCACCCCUCCCGGCGAGCAGGCAGAUAUAACCCGCUACAGCCUGGUGUACUUCUGCCGCCCAGAGAACGCCGUCGUCAUGACGCCGUUGCACGGUGGGCUUCUGGAUCAGGUCGCAGGCGAAGCGAAGGAUGACGAGCCGGGAGAGAGUAGUGCGGAGUGGAUGAAACGGCGUCACUUGGGCAGGAAGCUCGAAUAUUUCAAGGGACCCGAGACCUGGGACAACGCUCGGGGAACCGAAGGCACGCGCAUGGCCGUGUGA
This is a messenger RNA of Dacryopinax primogenitus, 1101 nucleotides long. RefSeq names its product oxidoreductase. The transcript has 2 exons. Bases 1 to 1101 code for a protein of 366 amino acids. Lineage: Eukaryota; Fungi; Basidiomycota; Dacrymycetes; Dacrymycetales; Dacrymycetaceae. The record is from RefSeq and is a predicted model, not a curated record. Gene Ontology annotation, molecular function: dioxygenase activity.